AGCUUUACUGGAUUCUAGCGGUGGGAUCUGAGGGGAUCUGAAACUCUCAAGGCGGCUUGUGGGAGCGUUUGUGAAUGUCUGCGAUGCAUGGCACUGACGUUAUGUUCAUGACUCUAGGGGUUGGCGAAAACUCAAGAGCAGUGACAACAUCGUCAUCAUGCACUAUGGAAAAUAACAAUGAUGGUCGGAUAAAAACAGUAAAUCAUAUGAUGACUGCAGAUCGACCUAAGACCCUACGAAUGCCAGACAUGACUAAGGAUUCAAGCGAUUGUCAAGCCGCAAACAGUUAUUGUCCGGAUGAAACGGGUGAUCAAGAAGGGCAGAACUGGGAAGAUGCUAAGACGUUUGACGAGGAGGACAAUUCUCCGGAAUCCCAAGACGAAAGUGAAUCUGAUGGUGCAAAAGACUGUCUUAUCAAAAAGGAAAAGGAGAAUGCAGGAAGAACGAAUCAGAAAGAGGAGCGGGAACCAAGGGAACCAAGGUGCACCAGGGAAAAGAGCAAAGAAGCUGAAGACGUUGUCUUAACUUGUGAUCGAGCGAGAGGCGGGUAUUACUUAGAGGAUGCUCCUUAUCAAGGUCUUAUCCGCUCUGCCUAUGAGCAAGAUGAUGCUGGACGAGGUCAGACACAUAUGAAGAACAACUCCUCGAACACUAAUUAUAGCCAGAGUCAUUUGGAUUACUCAACCAGCUCCUGUAACUCCUCCCCUGGCUUUUUAAGACAUCAUUACAGCUACGACCAUCUCAAGUCGUCAACCGCCUUCUCCGCCCCAAGUUCACCCGCCUCUAAGUACCCCCAGCGUAUGUCUGAGAAGAAACUGCUCCACAGGGCAGAGCACUCGUCCCCUGACUUAGUGAACUCACCAGGGGGUAAGGGUCAGGGGAGGUUACGAAAAAGCCUUUUUAAAAGAUUCUCAGGAAACAACAAGGAUGACCUCUCGGGAGAGACCAGGGCGGGGUCGAUGAGGGAGAAGAAGAAUCCCAAGAAAGUUGUGGAAUCCAAGAAGAAGGCAAGACGGACCCUUUCCAUGGGAGACGAUCACCUCCUCUGUGUACCAGGGGAGCCCAAUUCCAUCGAUGCAGUGAAGGAAGAGGAUGAGCAACCAAGUGACUUGCCAUCAGAGAACAACUCUGUCAACAACAGGCAAAUGGGAGGCCGCAAACCCAGGAAUAUUGCCCGGGAUUUAAAGGACAAGAUGCGUUUCUUGAGGAGGCGUCAUACAGACAGCUCACUACGAGACACGGCGGAUAAACUGGACUGCGAGAAAUCAUCCCUAGUACAAGAUUCAACAGAGUCCGACGUCAGAAAAUGGUCAGACUGUUUUGAAAAUCUUCUCCAUGAUAAAACUGGCUUAGAGGCAUUCAGAAAGUUCUUACAGACAGAGUUCAGCGAUGAAAACAUAGAAUUCUGGCUCGCUUGUGAGGAAUACAAGACUUUGAACACUGAGGUGCUGACAAGUAGAGCUCAGAAAAUAUUUGAAGAUUAUGUGACAAUACAGGCCCCUAGAGAGGUAAACCUUGAUUCUAGAACGCGGCUUGAGACAACGGCCAAUGUGAACCAUCCAGAUGAAAACACCUUCGAUCAUGCCCAGAAACGGAUAGAAGCUCUUAUGGAAAAGGACUCUUACCCACGAUUCUUGCGCUCGGAAAUCUACCAAAAACUUCUAAAGGAGUUCCUCAAGAAAUCCAAAUGAAGCUUACUCGUCUUAUUCUUCGUAGACUUUAAAAUGUUAAACGGUGCAACUGGAAUUAUGUGCAACUACAUUUCAACUAUUGGUUUAGUAGGAGGGGUGAUUUUACAACUGUUUGAUGUCACAAGCAAUUUAGCUGGAAAUUUGUAUGGAUCAAGGAUGCACUACUCGAGAAUCGUUGCAAUCCAAGGACUGCAUCUUCAGUCUUAAAGCUGUCUUCUCCAAGUAAUCUUAGAAGAUGAAGGGGACAGUACUCGAUGUGUCCAAAGUUCCGACUGAAAUCUUCUUGUCAUUAAUGCAACCCUGGAUCAGAGGAGAUAUGAGAACUACCCCUAGCAUCGGCAGAUCCACAGCAGUUGCCAUGGUAAUGACUAUAUAUUCAAAGCCAUGACAACUGAGAAUUGUGAUCUGAAUAGAAUAAGGAUGGUGAUAUCGCUUACCCCUUUAGACAGCCCCCCCCCCACCCCCCUUCCCUUGUAGAAACCUUGGUUGACAACAGUUGCACUGUCACUGAAAACAAGACUAAAGAUUGAGCCGAGGAAGAUGAGACCUCUACUCAUCUGUGUUUUAGCGUUCAGAAUUGUCUGCUUCGGCGUGUAUCCGCAGAACAACAAGUAACUAGAUAAUCGCAGCAGUCAGAUUGAUAGGAUAAACACAGUAGUUGUUAUCAUCAGAUUGGAUGAAGUGGAGAAUUAAACAUAAUACACAGACCUGAAAUUUCAUCUCUGAGAGAAUAUUCUGUUUUUUUUCUUUCUUUUUCAAAGGGCACAUUCAUUGGAAAAUAUUUAAGUGUAGUGGGAACGCUUGUUAGAACACUAAGACCAAGGCAACAGAAGCAGUGUUGUCUUAUUCAAGGCCUUGGAGUACAAAAUUAAAGUUGACUUCAUGUCGACCACAAGAACCUCGUUAAGAGCUGGUAACCUUCAAGAUGUCAGGCAAGGACGACUCCAUCCUUUGACAAGAUUGGGUUUAUUCCAACCAUUGUACUUAAAUUAAAA
Asterias rubens (European starfish) is the source of this 2686-nucleotide messenger RNA. RefSeq lists its product as uncharacterized. The record is from RefSeq and is a predicted model, not a curated record. NCBI's taxonomy places the organism in Eukaryota, Metazoa, Echinodermata, Asteroidea, Forcipulatida, Asteriidae. The transcript is spliced from 6 exons. Bases 75 to 1691 code for a protein of 538 amino acids.